This is a messenger RNA of Elgaria multicarinata webbii, 1916 nucleotides long. RefSeq names its product complement factor H-related protein 2-like. The record is from RefSeq and is a predicted model, not a curated record. Gene Ontology annotation, molecular function: complement component C3b binding. The transcript is spliced from 5 exons. Gene Ontology annotation, biological process: complement activation. Lineage: Eukaryota; Metazoa; Chordata; Lepidosauria; Squamata; Anguidae. The coding region runs from base 409 to 1074 and encodes 221 amino acids.
UCAUGUGCAGCCAUAAUACUUCUUUCAAGGCUGCAGCAACCAAUUUCUGCUUAUUCAGCUGUUUUUAAUGACGUGAGAGAAAAGCAGAAAUUGUUGUUUUCCUGACCAUUUGGCAAUCCUGCACCAAAGUCCAGUUUUCGAUUUAAGUAACUACUGCCAGAAUUUCACAGACCUUUUGCAUCUAUUGUCUCAUUGGGGAAAUUCUGAGAAAUCCUCUCUUAUCCAGAAGAAUUCAAAAACACCACAAGACAACAUCAAGAAAAAGGAACUGCUAGAGGAAAUGAAUUGCCAACCCACAAAAGCAGACACAUCUCUGUAGUGUUAAUCUCUGGAAUAUUGAGGCAGCUGAACAUUUCUGUGGUUCAAAGGUUCUGUGGUGUAGAGGAACUGUACAUUGCAUGACGCACAAUGAAGCGAUCACUGAUCUAUAUCAUCUCAUUUCUCCUAUGGACAUUCUGUUCUACCCAAAAUGAUCAUGGACAACAGUGUAGUCGUGCACCUCCUCUUGAAAAUGGAGACAUUCUGGAGACACCCUUGAAAAGUUAUAUAUCAGGUGCGACCGUGACAUACAAAUGCCAAAACCUUUACAUAAUGAGAGGACCUACAGAAGUCCGUUGUGACAAUGGAAUUUGGACAGAAACACCAGUGUGCCUAGAGCCUUGUACAGCAGCUGAAGCAGAUAUGAAGCUUAACAAGAUCAAGUUGAAGUGGGCCGAUAGCAAAAAAUUAUAUGUACGUUCUGGAGAAGUGGUGGAGUUCACCUGUGUGUUUGGCUUCCAACCAGAUGCAACUUCCCUUCCUUUCAGACAACAGUGCAUUGAAGGCAGGCUGGAAUAUCCAAAAUGUAUAGCGAACUCUAUUCAUGACUGUCCAGUAACUGAAGAAGAUCUGGAUCCUAACAAUAUCAAGUUCAAAUGGACCAGUAGCCAAACAUUAAAUUUAAGAUCUGGACAAGAGGUGGAAUUUGCCUGUAAAUCCGGCUAUGAGUCAGAUCCAUCCUCCCCUCCAUUCAGACAACGUUGUGUCGAAGGCAAGCUGGAUUAUCCAAGAUGUUUACAGGCACAUCGUAAUUAAACAGGGGAGAAGACUUAUUUUAGAGACAUGUUUAGUCAGGAAUUUGGUCACCAGACAUCUUUAAUUGUUUAUUUUUAACCUCACCAAAUCAAGCUGCUUUUGCAAAUAUACUUUCUAUGGAUUGCUGGCAGCUGUUAAUCCAACCAAGAAGACCUUCAGAACAUGGGGUGCUUUGAAAAGAUGCUGACAUGAAAUGAGCCAAUGUGAAUUAUGUAAUUUGUGUGAUGCCAGUUUGGAGGGAUAACAGUUUCCCUUCCCACAGGAAAGGUUCUGGUGUUCAUCUCAGGGCCCAAUUUCAAAAUAAUAAAAAGGUUUGGUUCCAUCUCUCAGUAGUUAGAAGUUUACUUGGGCUUUGUUGACUUCACAUUUUCUCUCCUUUUAGUUCUGAUGAGACUCGGUCUGGAUAGAUUAUUGCUUUGCCUUUCCUUCCUUCCUUCCAUUCUGUCAUUCUUCUAUUUCUCUCAGAACAAAGAAGGAAGCUUGGACCUGCGGGCCCAUUAUACUUAAUUGGAAGCAAUAACUUUUUCUGGAACUUAAUCCUAAAAUGCAAUACUAUUAAAAUAGCUAGGAAAAUUGGGAUGGCUUUAAAUUAAAAAGGCUGGAGGACGUAUUAGGAGGACGACAUGGAGCCUAGUAAUAUAUCUAUGAAAUGUCUUUGUUAGCAGUUGCUUUAUCAAUUAUGCAUAUUCAAAUUGUUCUUUGAUUCACAUUGCUCUGCCUUGAUUAUUCUCUGAUGCACAUUGCAUUGUACUGAUGGAGGUUUCUUUAUGUUCAUGUUCUCAUUGGAGUUCAUGCUAUCAUUUUGGUAUUCUCUAUUGUAUAGCAAUAAAUCAUUUCAUUCA